This is a messenger RNA of Cydia fagiglandana, 3093 nucleotides long. RefSeq lists its product as uncharacterized. The transcript has 3 exons. The record is from RefSeq and is a predicted model, not a curated record. Bases 1 to 3093 code for a protein of 1030 amino acids. Lineage: Eukaryota; Metazoa; Arthropoda; Insecta; Lepidoptera; Tortricidae.
AUGGAAGAAAGGGAGCAAACGGAAAACCAGUUCUUCCAGCUGAUUGGCACCGCUCAAGAGUUUUUAGAUGCGUUUAACGAUAGCAAAACAAAACAAGGAGACGAGUCUUCAUGUCGUGGCAGUUCCACAUCAGUUACAAAUCACGUUAAACUGCCACCCCUGAAAAUUCCUCCUUUUAGCGGUGAUACAAAUAAAUGGCUUCAGUUCAGAGACAUCGGUUCCGAACCGCAUCAAACACAAUCAUCAUCAUCAUCAUCGCGACAAGAGAUACAAAAUAACGUAGAAUCGUCUGCGUCUACAUCCUUACCUACCAAUUCAACUUCUAACCAUGAAGUACCUACCAAUGCUACUGAUAACGCAUCUUCUAGCCCGCGUCCGGUAACUACACUGUCUGCUGGCUCCUCAGGCUUCGGUCUUCAUUCAACAGCUGUAGUCGAGGUGUCAAACAAUGGCAACAUAAUAAAAUUGCGCGCUCUUCUAGAUAAUGGUUCGCAAACUUCUUUCAUAACGGAGGCGGCUCGAGCUAAGAUAGGAUGCCCUACAAUUAAAAAAUUCAAGUGCGUGUCUGGUCUUCAAAAUGCCAUCGUAGGCACUGCCGAACACUGCAACGUACAAAUAAGGUCUACUUAUAACUCAUUCACUACAAAUGUUAAAUGCUACGUCCUACCAGUCAUAACUGACGUUGUUCCUCAACUUGAGAUACGAGUUGACGAACUAGCCAUCCCCGGCCACAUACAAUUAGCUGAUCCAGACUUCUAUCGCCCUGGAGACAUCGAUAUUCUUCUAAGUUUGGAAGUCUUCUGGGACGUUCUGGGUACUUCUCAAAUAAAACUCGGACCAAAUAAACCAGUCCUCCACGAAACUGAGUUUGGAUGGAUCCUCGGUGGCCGCAAUACGGGGAAUGGUACAAAGCGUCCUAGCAAACCUUAUUGCCAUUUCAGUCAAGAUAUACAACAGCAACUUGUAAAGUUCUGGGAAAUAGAAGAAGUUCCUAAAACCCAACCUACGUCAAAUAGCGACGAAUACUGUGAAACCCUUUUUCAAGAAACAACGCAGCGUGAAGAGAAUGGUAGAUUUUGUGUUCAAAUACCUCUGUGCGAUUCACCAGAUGUCUUAGGCGACUCAUUUAAAAUAGCCGAACGGCGACUACAUCAAAUGGAACGUAAAAUGAAACAAAAACCUGAAUUUAAAAAUGAAUAUUGUAAAUUUAUGCAAGAGUACGAGCGCCUAGGACAUAUGAGUGAAGUACCUAAGCCCGAGCGAGGAUGCUACCUACCUCAUCACGCUGUGAUACGUGAAUCUAGCGAAACUACGCGCUUGCGCGUGGUCUACGACGCGUCAGCAAAAACGUCAUCAGGCGUAUCAUUUAAUGACAUUCAACAUGUCGGACCUGUCGUCCAGGACGACCUCUUCUCCAUAUUGUUGCGUUUCAGGCAACACAAAUAUGUAGUGACAGCCGAUGUGGAGAAGAUGUAUCGUCAAAUUUUAGUAAAGCCCGAACAAUGUCAUCUACAAAUGAUUUUAUGGCGUGAGCAAUCUGAUCAACCAAUUAAAAUAUAUCAACUCAAUACAAUUACAUAUGGUACAUCAUCUGCGCCAUUCCUAAGUACACGGUGUCUAGUUCAGCUCGCCAAUGAGUGCAGUGAUGUAAGAGUUGCUAAUGUAAUAAAGCACGACUUCUAUGUAGAUGACGUCAUUACAGGGAGCAGUUCAAAGGAGGACUUGUGCUACAUAAUAAAUUCAAUAACGGAAGUUCUUCAUUCAGCGCACUUGCCAUUGCGUAAAUUCCGUUCUAACAUAGGUUCCGUCCUUCAAGACAAUUCUAAUGCGUUGAUACCUAAAGACCUAGAUUUCAGUUCACAAUCAAGUGCUUUAGGACUUAAAUGGGAUCCAAGCACUGAUACAUUCAACUUUCCUGUCGAUAUUAAACAUUCGUCAGUAGCUACCAAGCGAUCGAUCUUAUCGAAUUCUGCUAGAUUGUUCGAUCCUCUAGGGUUGUUAAGCUUAUGUACAAUUGUGCCAAAAAUAAUUCUUAAAAAUGUAUGGCUCACUAAGUUAGACUGGGAUGAUCCUAUUCCCACAGAUUUAUCAAAAUCGUGGUUCAAUUUUGUGCUAGGCCUUAAGAGCCUAACCAACUUUCAAAUACCUAGAUUUGCUCUCGUUGACGAUCCCGAUGCGAUCGUUGAAUUGCAUACAUUUUGCGAUGCAUCACAAGAUGCGUACGCAGCAUGCGUCUACUUGCGCUCGAUUAGUAGCUCAGGUAGCAUAUCAGUAAAUUUAUUGUGCGCUAAAACAAAAGUCAGUCCCGUGAAAGCUCAGACAAUACCGCGUCUUGAAUUAUGCGGAGCUUUAUUAGCUGCACGAUUAAGCUCGAAAGUAAUCGAAGCUUUACGACUUAUAGUCACCAACAUCUAUCAUUGGACAGACUCAUCCGUAACUCUAGGAUGGAUCUGUUCACCCUCGCAGAAUCUUAAAACUUUUGUAUCAAACCGUGUCGCAGAGAUUCAACAGCUUACAGCAAAUGGAUCCUGGAGACACGUCCCAGGUGUUCAAAACCCUGCGGACUUAGCAUCACGUGGUGUUGAGGCAAUUCUUAAUUCCAGGCCUAUAACUCCCCUAUCAGCCGAUCCUACAGAUCUUUACCCUUUGUGUCCCGGGCACUUCCUGAUCGGCAAACCGCUCACUUCAUUGCCAUCGCCCACACUUACCGAAAUCAACCCAAAUCGUCUUAGAAAAUAUGAGCACAUUGAGCAGAUCCGACAACAGUUUUGGGAGAGAUGGCGCACUGAAUAUUUGAACGAGCUACAGCAACGAUCAAAGUGGCGCAUCGACCAAGGAAAACUCGCUGAAGGCGAUAUGGUGGUCCUCAAGGAGGCUAACUUGCCACCACUCAAAUGGCGCAUGGGCCGCAUUCAUCAACUGUACCCAGGAGCCGAUGGGAUAGCACGUGUUGCAGACGUGAACACGUCCAAGGGUAUCAUCCGCCGCGCCGUCACAAAUCUCUGCCCGCUACCUAACGAUGAGCGCGAAGAAGCUACUCGAAAACCCACAGUUUCCGAGGGGGGGAAGAUGUCUACACUCACCCUUACCUAG